AUGUUCUCCAAAGCUCAUCCUAAAUACGGUUACUCGUACUCAGUAGAAGACCCCCACACCGGUGAUCACAAGUCCCAGCAUGAAGAACGCGACGGCGACGUGGUGAAAGGCGAAUACUCUCUUCUCCAGCCUGACGGCUCUUUCCGCAAGGUCACCUACACUGCUGAUCAUCAUAAUGGAUUCAACGCCGUGGUACACAAUUCCCCGCCCGUCAUCCAUCAUCAUUAG
Molecule: messenger RNA, 228 nt
Organism: Diatraea saccharalis (sugarcane borer)
Lineage: Eukaryota; Metazoa; Arthropoda; Insecta; Lepidoptera; Crambidae
Source: the annotation of a GenBank genome assembly